AUGGACGGCACCCUGGCUUCAGAUGGAGGAUUCGCGAAGGGCGUCAUAGACCUCGGCGGCCUAGAGGUGCGCCAGGUCACCACAUUCGCCAAGGUCUGGUCCACCAGCCGGGAUGGCGCCGGCGCCGCCUUCUUCAGGCCGUCGCCGGUCCCGGCCGGCUUCUCGGUGCUCGGGCACUACGCGCAGCGCGACGGCAGGCCGCUCUCCGGCCAUGUCCUCGUCGCCCGCGACACCACCGCUCCCGACGCGGCGGAGCCGAUCCUUGCCACGCCGCGGGACUGUGCCCUCGUCUGGUCCAGCCCGGACGGCGCCGGCUGCUUCUGGCUCCCCACGGCGCCCGGCGGCUACAGGCCGGUCGGCGUGGUGGUCACGGCCACGCCGGAGAAGCCUCCGCUCGACGAGGUCCGGUGCGUCCGCGCCGACUUCACGGAGGCGUGCGAGGCCGAGGCGCCGCCGGUGUGGAGCUGGAGCGGCGACCGGGGCGGCGGCUUCGUCAGCGUCGCCGCCCUGAAGCCGGCGGUCCGUCGCGUCGACGCCCGCGGUGUGCACGCCGGCACGUUCCUCGCCCGGAGCAGCGCGGCGCCGGUGGAAGCCUCGGCCCUGGCGUGCCUGAGGAACAACGGCGCGAGCCACACGUCCGCCAUGCCCGACCUGGCCCAGGUGCACGCCGUCCUCGCGGCCUACGCGCCGCUGGUGUACCUCCACCAGGGCGAGACCUACAUGCCUUCGUCGGUGGCGUGGUUCUUCGAGAACGGCGCGCUGCUGCACCAGCGGCGGCAGCAGCAGAAGGGAAGCCAGCAGGCCCCGACGACGGUGGCUGCCGACGGGUCGAACCUCCCGCAGGGCGGCGACAACGACGGCAGCUACUGGCUCGACCUGCCGGUGGGCAGGGACCAGAGGGAGAGGGUCAAGAAGGGCGACCUCGCCAGCGCGAAGGCGUACAUGCAGGUGAAGCCAAUGCUCGGCGGGACGGCGACGGACCUCGCCAUGUGGUUCUUCUACCCGAUCAACGGGCCGGCGCGGGCCCGGGUGCUGGGGGCCCUCACCAUACCUCUCGGCGGCAUUGGCUCCCACGUCGGCGACUGGGAGCACCUGACGCUCCGGGUGAGCAACUUCUCCGGCGAGCUCCUGCGGGUGUACUUCUCGCAGCACAGCGCCGGCACCUGGGUGGACGCGUCCCAGCUGGAGUACGCCGCCAGCGGCGGCAGGCCAGUGGCGUACGCGUCGCUGCACGGGCACGCGUUCUACCCGAGGGCGGGGCUGGAGCUGCAGGGUUCCGCGGUGGCCGGGAUACGGAACGACAGCGCCAGGGGGAGCGUGCUCGACACCGGCGGCCACGGGCGGUGCGAGGUGGUGUCGGCAGAGUACCUCGGCGUCGCCGAGCCGGCGUGGCUCGGGUUCAUGCGCCCGUGGGGGCCGACGGAGGUGUACGACGUCGGGCACGUGAUCAACCGCGUCGCGCGGUUCCUGCCGCGCGCAAUCCGGGAGCGCCUGGAGCGCCUGGUGAACAAGGUGUUCGUCGGGGACGGGGCGACGGGGCCCAAGAAGCAUGGCAGCUGGAUAAACGAUGAGAAGGACCCCAACUGAGGCUUUGCACGGGAACCUUCUUCAUCAGUAAGAGUAAC
Molecule: messenger RNA, 1625 nt
Organism: Panicum hallii
Lineage: Eukaryota; Viridiplantae; Streptophyta; Magnoliopsida; Poales; Poaceae
Exons: 1
Coding region: 1-1587 (528 amino acids)
Source: RefSeq, a predicted model, not a curated record